AAACUGCAUUGCCUUCAGCUAUUUGACAGUUGGGUGCAUUUUUGUAGAAUCGCAUCAUUAUAAUCCACUCCCAAAGGGAAAAUCGACGUUCAAGACUAGUAUUAUUGCAAUAUUUGUGGGAUACUAAAAAAGGCUAUCAUUUGGUAUAGCAUCAGCUCAGUGAAUUAUCACCGUAAUCUUCAACCAUCAACCGUCAGAAUGAGACUGAGCAAAGUUGAUCCGAGUUCAUAUUCAACGCCCGAGGAUGAGGUGAUCAAAAACAUCGAUUUAGAGUGGAACAUUGAUUUUGAGCGGCAUGUGGUCAGUGGCACAGCCGUUUAUACGAUUAAGAUAUUGGCGGCCAGCGUUGAGACAAUUUUUUUGGAUGUCUACGACAUUACCAUUAAGAAUAUUGCUGUGAAAACUGCUGGCACCGAAAUUCCAGUGAACUAUUUCGUCUCUGAUUAUGUUAAGAACAUGGGAUCCAAAUUAACCAUUGAGCUUCCAACAAAAACUAGUGGAAGUUUGGUACUUUCCAUUGAAUACGAAACGUCUCCCAAAGCGGCUGCCCUACAAUGGCUUACUCCUGAGCAAACUCUAGGCAAAACUCAGCCGUACAUGUACAGUCAGUGUCAGGCAAUUGCUGCUCGCUCCUUGCUUCCGUGCCAAGAUACUCCAGCAGUCAAAUUCACUUACACUGCCACCGUUACCCAUCCGAAAGAGUUGACAGCUCUGCUAAGUGCCAUUCGUGUCAACAGUACCGCUGGUCGGACAAUCUAUGAGCAGAAGAUUCCAGUACAGAGCUAUCUGUUAGCUAUUGCUGUCGGAGCGAUCGUUUCCCGACAAAUUGGUCCAAGUUCCAAAGUAUGGGCUGAGGAAGCCAUUGUCGAUGAGGCUGCUGAAGAAUUUUCCAAAACUUCGAGCAUGCUCCAAACAGCGUCUGACAUUUGUGGCACAUACGUUUGGAAAGAAUAUGAUUUGCUGGUGAUGCCUCCGUCGUUUCCAUUCGGCGGCAUGGAAAAUCCUUGUUUGACAUUCGUCACACCAACACUGCUGGCUGGUGACAAAUCGCUUACCAAUGUCAUUGCACACGAAAUUGCUCACAGCUGGACUGGUAAUUUGGUCACAAAUGUGAACUUUGAACAUUUCUGGUUGAACGAAGGAUUCACAACUUUCGUUGAGGCAAAAAUUGUUGGACGCUUGGAUGGUGAUUUGGCCAGAGAUUUCCAUGCCAUUCAAGGUCUUCAGCAAUUGAAAGAUUGUAUUGAGAAUCAAUUGGCUGACACACCUGCUCUGACGAAAUUGGUGGUGGAUUUGACCAGUGUCAGUCCGGAUGAUGCAUUUUCCUCUGUCCCGUACAAAAAAGGGGCAACAUUUUUGCGUUACUUGGAAGAUCUGCUGGGUGGUCCAACAUCUUUCGAACCCUUUCUGCGACACUAUUUCAACAAGUACAAGUACCAGUCGAUUACAUCCGACGACUUCAAGGCCACAUUGUACGAGUAUUACCGCGAAAAGUACGAAAAGGAAUUGGAACAAGUUGACUGGGACACCUGGUUCUACGGCGAAGGGAUGCCACCGAUAAUUCCGAAUUACAACACCACCCUUGCCGACAUUGCCCACAAGCAUGCCAACUUUUGGAUUGGAAAUUCGGUUGACCAAAUCAAAAAGGACAUGCCGCCCGAGAAACUCACAACGUUGCAGAAGGUCGAAUUUUUGUCUAAAUUGAACGAGGCACAGAACAUUGUUGGCAUAUCAUCCGAGUGGAUUGCAUUGCUGGAGACCACGCACGAUCUGAACAAAACGAAAAAUUCCGAAAUUCAGUUUGCCUUCUAUCGACUGUGUGUGAAAGCGCGACAGUUCGACCGAUUGGAUGACAUUUUGGCCUUUAUCAACAGCAAUUUCCGCAUGAAAUUCGUGAGGCCCAUUUACAAAGAGUUGGGUCAGUGGUCGGAGGCCAGAGAUAUUGCCAUUGCCAAUUACAACAAAGUUAAGGAUCAGAUGAUGGCCGUUUGCUCGAACCAAGUCGGCAAGGAUCUUGGUGUGGCCUGAUGUGCUACGGGAACGUGACGAUGAAAUCGCAUUCAUUUUGUACGAUCGCUUUUAUACUACAAAUUGAAAUAAAAAAUGUGUUUUGAGCUUAA
This is a messenger RNA of Bradysia coprophila, 2120 nucleotides long. RefSeq names its product leukotriene A-4 hydrolase. Gene Ontology annotation, molecular function: metallopeptidase activity; epoxide hydrolase activity; zinc ion binding. Lineage: Eukaryota; Metazoa; Arthropoda; Insecta; Diptera; Sciaridae. Gene Ontology annotation, biological process: proteolysis; peptide catabolic process. The record is from RefSeq and is a predicted model, not a curated record. Gene Ontology annotation, cellular component: cytosol.